This is a messenger RNA of Melopsittacus undulatus (budgerigar), 3276 nucleotides long. It is a transcript of the gene CHST10, whose product is annotated as carbohydrate sulfotransferase 10. Lineage: Eukaryota; Metazoa; Chordata; Aves; Psittaciformes; Psittaculidae. The coding region runs from base 131 to 1219 and encodes 362 amino acids. Gene Ontology annotation, molecular function: sulfotransferase activity. The transcript has 6 exons. Gene Ontology annotation, biological process: carbohydrate biosynthetic process; proteoglycan biosynthetic process. The record is from RefSeq and is a predicted model, not a curated record. Gene Ontology annotation, cellular component: membrane.
GGGGGCCGCUUGAGCGGGCCGGCCGUGCCGCCGAGUGAGGCGGGCCCCCAGCGGGAGCGGCUCCGCGCCGCUGGGGGCCGAGGCUGCGAGGGGCGGCACUGGAGGGACCGGAAACAACUUUAUAUGGCUCAUGUUUGACAACAUGCACCACCAGUGGCUGCUGCUAGCUGCAUGCUUUUGGGUGAUAUUUAUGUUCAUGGUUGCUAGCAAGUUUAUCACAUUGACUUUUAAAGACCCAGAGGGCUACAGUGCCAAGCAAGAGCCAUUGAUACUGACAGCUGUAACAAAAGUGGAGGAGGUACAUGUGCCAGAAGAAAAACGUUGGCCUGAAGUAUUCCAGCCAACUGGAAAAGCUUUUUCUGGAAAUCUGAUCCGCCAGCCCCUGGUUCAUAUGGAAAGACUUGAGCUUCUCAGGAAUGUCUGCAGAGACACUGCAUUGAGAGAUCUCUCUCACACUGAAGUUUCCAAAUUCGUUUUGGACCGAAUAUUUGUGUGUGACAAGCACAAGAUCCUGUUUUGUCAGACGCCAAAAGUGGGCAACACUCAGUGGAAAAAAGUCUUGAUCGUUUUAAAUGGAGCAUUUUCUUCAAUAGAAGAGAUCCCAGAAAAUAUUGUACAUGAUCAUGAGAAGAAUGGCCUUCCACGCUUGUCCUCCUUCAGUGACUCUGAAAUUAAAAAACGACUGAAUUUAUACUUCAAGUUUUUUAUUGUUAGAGAUCCAUUUGAAAGACUUAUUUCUGCAUUCAAAGACAAGUUUGUGCACAAUCCUCGGUUUGAACCUUGGUACCGGCAUGAAAUUGCUCCUGGCAUCAUUCGUAAAUAUAGAAAGAAUCGCACAGAGACCAAAGGGCUGCAGUUUGAGGACUUCGUGCGCUACCUGGGAGAUCCUAAUCACCGGUGGCUGGAUGUUCAGUUUGGUGACCACAUCAUUCAUUGGGUAACGUAUGUGGAACUUUGUGCUCCCUGUGAAAUUACAUAUAGCGUGAUUGGACACCAUGAAACCCUGGAGGACGAUGCUCCAUAUAUCUUGAAAGCAGCUGGCAUAGACCAUUUGGUAUCAUACCCCACAAUUCCACCAGGCAUAACAGUGUACAACAAAACUAAAGUACAACGGUAUUUUUCGGGAAUUAGCAAGAGAGACAUAAGACGCCUCUAUGCACGGUUUGAAGGUGAUUUUAAACUCUUUGGUUAUCAGGAGCCAGAUUUCUUGCUUAACUGACACCUGGGAUAAGCUCUGAAGAAGUAUCUCAUGGAUUAAUCUAAACCUGCGUGAAUACCAGCUGCAGCACUGACAGAGCUGAGAAUCACCAUUUGUUUUGUAGCUUUUUGGUGUUGCUCCAUUUUUCAUAUGAAAAUGCUUUCAUUUGUCAUAUGAACAAGUAGGGGCUUACAGUUGUUUACUGACCAUGUUCUCAAUACAUGACAUUGCAAUGUUUUAAGAAUUAAGUCUCUGUUAUCUGAAAUACAGAAUUCUGUUUCUCCCCUCUUUCCUUCAGGAGGAAAGAGGGAGGACAAGUGGGCUAUGAUCUUCCCCUCCUUUUCCCAGACAGAGUGCCUGUUUUAAAAUGUUGUGAAGUAUUUAUAAGAAGAUGGCAAUUUCACUGUAGGUUAACCCUGACAUGUGGGUGAACUUGAUGAUUCAUGCUCAUGAGAAAGGCAUGUUGUCUCCCAUGAGUUUUGAAAAUGAGAGGCCAGUACAGGACAAAAAAAAAUGAUUAAAUGCUUGUCAAAUAAAUCAUCUAGGUUCUGUCAUGUGGCUGCUAUAACAACAGUAAUGCUGAUCUGAUCCCAUUGUUGUUUGUCACAAAAUGAGCCUAAUUAGACAGAAGCUUUAGAUGUGUUUAAAAAGGGAUUGGUUCCAGACCCCUUUGUAUUUUGUCAGGUGUUUACUGUACUUACUACUGAUCUAUUGAGCUUCAUAAUUUUACUCUAGAUUUUAUUUAAGAUAUUAUUUAACUCCUGGCUGUGUAAGUUAUCUGAGAACACAGAUGCAAAUGGAGCAUAGAAAAAUAUGAAACAGCUAGGGAAACCUUAAAAUUAAUUUCAAAUGAAGUAUUAAUUGCAUUUGUGGAAGCACAUACAGAAAUCGUGAGAUGCUCACACACAAUAUAACUUGUUUUGUCUUCUAACAGUAAAGAUUACUAAAGAAGCCACAAAAUCUGGAUAUCAUGUAAAAGAUCUGCUAGAUUUACUUGGACUACUUUUUUCUUAUAUCCAACCUUGCCAUAUGUUCAGUACCUCAGAGAACAGAAAAUGUACUCCCCUUUGAAAAUUCAUCUCCCUGCUGGAAGGAGACAGGAUCAAUCCCUGAUUUUUCCAGUGUUUCACUGCCAUGGUGUCCCAACUCAAAAAUGCUCAACAUUUAUGUUACCAAUGGGAUGAGUUGGCUACUUGCCAGGAGUUUGAAUGUGGCUUAAAUCUGUGUACUCAUUUUAUGCAUUAAAAGAAAAAGGAAAACCAGAGCUGAAUGGAUGCAGCCAUCAUAUUGCCUGUGCUUGCAUUGUGUCUCAUAAAGAGCAGUCUCUUGUUUGAGUUCACCAGCAAUAAAGAUCAGUACGCUGCCACCUCAUCCUGCAGGCUGUGGGAGAGGGCGACCAUGUACCUGAAAUACAGGAGUUGCUCUGUCACGGUGAGCAUGUGAAGUGUGUUUUUUAAAUCUUAGUCCCAAAAGAUGAAUUUUCAGGUCAGCAUAAUGUUGCUGGCUAGAAAUUCUAAUGAUGGCCAGUGCUAUGGUAUCUACCCUCAGAUCCAGCCACACUAUGGUUUUGACAGUUUCCUGUAUCGACUCAAGGAAGCAUCUUGCAUUUGUGAAAAAGGACAUGUGUGCCAAGCUGACAUGUGCUGCUAUCCACAAAAAGGAAGUCCUGUUGCAGGUGGAAAUGGUUUCAGAAAGACCUCAACAGACUAAUUUAAAUAAGGGAGAAUCAUUGACUGGACAUGGUUAAAAAGAGAGUAAUCCAGGGGGGCAAAGCUGGAAGGUGGAUUUUGUUUUCCUUUUUUUAAAGAACAACAAUUGCAGUGCCCUAAAUUGUUAGUUCUUAACCAAUGAUAAAAAGAUGUUAACUGCUUCAGGUUUUCCUGUGGUUUUCUUAAUAUGAGAGCUUAGCAAAAUGUACUGUUAAAUGCAUUUUGGAGCUAAUGACUUGAUUGAUUACCUCUCUGCCAAUUUAAAAUGUAACAGUCAAUAAUGUAUAGUAAAUUCAGGCCUUAAAGUUUAAUUCUAAUAAAGAUAAAGCAAAACUGUUUUCCUCUGAAAACAUAAGCUACUGAUCACAC